This is a messenger RNA of Mercenaria mercenaria, 2728 nucleotides long. RefSeq lists its product as uncharacterized. The record is from RefSeq and is a predicted model, not a curated record. Gene Ontology annotation, biological process: cell adhesion. Bases 320 to 1702 code for a protein of 460 amino acids. Lineage: Eukaryota; Metazoa; Mollusca; Bivalvia; Venerida; Veneridae. The transcript has 5 exons.
UUUAAUCAGUGUUAAACUUAUUCUGAUAAUACAAAACCAAAUUUACAUUUACGUUUUACAUUUUUCAAAUAAAAGAAAAAAAUGUAAAUGUCUGACUUAUAUGGUAUAAAUUAUGCUGUUUAAGUGGAAUAUUUUCUGAUAAACUGCGUUAACACGGGGAAAUUUUUAAGUAAUUUGAAAUAUGUGAAUACAUUAUUGUGUGAACGAUAGAUAGGGAUUGGUGCAAAAUGAAUUGGAUAAACAAGCAUAGCUCAGUUUUGGAUCACACGUAGCGACAACCAUAAAGAAACAAGUAGGGAAAGUGCAACACUGUGUAAAUAUGGCAACAGCCCAGCCAUCACAAGACCGGGUUCAUCUUUUUCGCCUCCAAACUCUAAUUAUAGAUGGAUGCACUACAGUCAUAAGGAACAUAAUUCACCAGAAGAGCUACAAUGUUCCGUUUAAUGUGUUUCUUAGUCAUGAAAAAACCGCCGUAAACACACUGAGAGCCAGGAAAACAAUAACGAAGGCACAGUACAAUUUGCUGUAUCCACAAGGGGGUAAUCCUCCUUCUAUCACUGACAUCGACCUAACUCUUGCGACAUGCCUGCUGAGAAACCUGAAAAGUUUCGGGCUAAACACUAAAUAUAACUGGAGUGGAACACCACAACAAACUGACACUUCCCUUGAGGCAGAUUUAUGUCGUCUAAGAAUUGCACGAAAUGAGGUAGCGCAUAUAGCGUCUACUUCAGGAAUAGACCAGACAACAUUUCAGGUUAAGUGGAAUGAGAUCGAACAGGUUCUUCUCAGACUUAAUACCUCUGUUUCAAAUCCAAUGCCCAAUCUUCAACAAGAGCUUGAUGAGUAUAAAAACAGCCCUCUUGAUCCAGAGGCAGAGGAAAAAAUAAAAGAAGAAAUAGAGAAGUUGCAGCAAAUGGAGAAAAACUUAGAGUUGGAACUGCAGAUUGUGAAGAAAGAGUUUGAAUAUGUUAAGGGAAAGGUUAAAGUCGUCAAGGGGAAUGUUGAUGGCGUUAAGGGGAAAGUUGAAGAAGUAAAGGGAAAUGUUGAAGAAGUAAAAGGAAAUGUUGAAGAAGUAAAGGCAAAUGUUGACGAAGUAAAGAGAAAUGUUGAAGAAGUUAAGGGACAUGUUGAAGAAGUAAAGGGAAAUGUUGAAGAAGUAAAGAGAAAUGUUGAAGAAGUUAAGGGACAUGUUGAAGAAGUAAAGGGAAAUGUUGAAGAAGUUAAGGGAAAUGUUGAAGAAGUAAAGGGAAGUGUUGAAGAAGUAAAGGGAAAUGUUGAAGAAGUAAAGGGAAGUGUUGAAGAAGUAAAGGGAAGUGUUGACGAAGUUAAGGGACAUGUUGACGAAGUUAAAGGACAUGUUGAAGGUGUUAAAAGAAAUGUUAUAGAAGUUGAGGGAGACGUUGAAGAAGUUAGGGAAAAUGUUGAAGAAGUCAAAGAAAAUGUUAAAGAACAUGUUGAAGAAGUAAAAGGAAAUUUUGAAGAAGUUAAGGAAGAUAUUGCAGCUGCACAUAAAAAGAUUGAUGAGGAAUUGAAAAUGCGAAAGAAAACAGAUGAACCAGAAAGUGUUGCAAGAGAACCGCCGGGCAUAUUCCAAAGACUAUUCCCAGGACUUCACACAAAAUCCCGUAUGCGCAAAAUGAAGAAAGGUAAUGUAAAAUUUGAGAUGACAGUCGCAAUAGAUAUUGACCUGGCUCUUAACUAAUAAUGUUUCUAUUUCUUGUAUUUACUUUGAAGUUGAUUAUAAGAAUAAUCGAGUAGUUAGAUAUGUAUUAGGUUCUGGCAAAUCUUUGCUCUUCUUAAUUCUUAUGAAACUAGAUUCUUGUUAUAUAUUAAAUAUUUUGUUUAUAUAUUCAAGAGUGCAUUUGCAAAUUGGUUUUCUGUAAAUGCCGUAUCAGAUGUCUAGUCAAUAUCUAAAGUGACUCAUAAAUUAUAUACCCUAAUGCCUGUUCUUAUGAUAAAAGUUUUCUCUCUGCUUGAAAUAUUUGACAAAAAAUGGAAUAGUUCAAUCGGCAGAAAAUAGUAGGUAUGUAAUUUACGUUACUGAUAAAUCAUAUUGCUUAUUUACUGUUUGGUAAAAUUUUCCAUCCUUGCUACUGGCAGUUGAGGCUUUAUUAUCCAUAUUUUUAUCAAGAAUAGUACUUUAGUCUUUUCCGGUUAUUAAUAUUUCAUAAUUAUUAUUUGCUAUGAGCCGUUUAAGAAUGUUUAGAAAUUCUAACUUCUCACUUUUUGGACUACAUAUACCAACUGUCCUUUAUUUACCUUUACAAUAAGUGUCAAGCAUUUCAAAUGGACCUCCAUUCUUCCAUCUUUUAUUUAUUUCUUAUACAUUCAGUAUUUAUUCAUUUUGAAAGAAUCAAGAACAAUAACUUGCUCUUUUCAAGUGUAAUUUUGAAAUACAAGGUUAAAAUAAAUCUUGUAAUAAAAAUAAUAUCUGAUAAGAGAGGUGAUUUUUAUUUCAGUAUUGUCAAAUUUCCUUGUUAAGAUUGGAAUAUAACCGGGAAACAUGCUAUAAAAUAUAUAUUUCUUAGGAGAUAGUUUUUGUUCUUGAUGAUUUUAUAAUACAAAUUCUAGAUAUUUUCAACACACUUCUUUAGCAGGUCUAACGGUAUCAUAAACUGCAAAAUCAUCUUCCUUUAUAUUGUUGUUGACUUAAAUGAAACUUCAACGUCUUAUUCUAAUACCAGCAUAUAUGUUGAUGACGUAUUCAAGUAAGUACAUGUAUUAUACC